GGCUGCUUUCCGGUCAGGAGUGUCACUGGUAACCUCUUAGCCUCGGCAGCCGGAGCUCCAAGAAGGGACUGUUUCACUUCGGAUAGAAUUUUAUAUACACCUUUGUUUGGGAAAGUUCAGCCCUCAAGAUCCCCACAUCAUGAAUUCAGUUUCAACACAAUUGAUUUUAGUGUUUACUUCACUGCUCUUGCUUCUGCCUGUUGUUGAGGCAGUAGAAGCUGGGGAUGCAAUUGCACUCUUAUUAGGCGUGGUUCUCAGCGUUACAGGCAUCUGUGCUUGCUUGGGGAUAUACGCAAGAAAGCGAAAUGGACAGAUGUGACUUUGAAGGACUCUUCUGAAUUAGACUUCACCCUGACCACACUGAAAACCAUUGUGCUAUGGAGGCCAAACCUAAGGUUUGAACUCUCCUGUUCCCAGCAAGAAGGCUGCAGUUAAGAGGAUGGUUUCACAGUCUUGUUUCUCAUAAGAUGGGAGGAGAUGGGGUGGGGUGGGAGUGGGGGCUUUUACAAUGAAGAGUGCCUGCGCUAAUAACAUGGCCUAUACUUUGUAUUUGCUGUUUAGGAAGGCGGCCAAAGAGGACUUCAAUUUGCAGAAGUAUUAUUUCAUACUUUCUAAAUUGUUAAAGCACAUGAAAUUGGAAGAAGGAAGUAUUUGCUCAGACUCUAGUAAAUCAACAUUGUUGCUGUAUUAAUCACUGCCUCUUGAAUUCUGCGGGAAACUUUUUCUCCAUAUUUUUGUUGUUGUUCUGUUUUAUCUUUCUAUUUGAUAUUGAACUUAGAUAUUAAAUAGUCAAAAAUUGAAACUUUUAUGUCUGAGAAAAAAAUUAACUAAAAUGUACUCAAGAUAUCUAAUACUAAAAUGGAGAAAAGAUUUGUUUAAAAAAUAACUUUACAUUGAGUGGCAUCUUCUUUGUGAGAAGUACUGUAUUGAAUACAUAUCCAUCAUGC
Messenger RNA from Chionomys nivalis (European snow vole), 947 nucleotides. Its product is annotated as small integral membrane protein 30. Bases 140 to 319 code for a protein of 59 amino acids. Lineage: Eukaryota; Metazoa; Chordata; Mammalia; Rodentia; Cricetidae. The transcript has a single exon. The record is from RefSeq and is a predicted model, not a curated record.